AUGCUAGGUGAUCCUUACUCAAAAGAACGCGCUUACGCUUGCCUUUGCUCUGUUUUGGAUGAUUGGUGGCAAACUGGGGAGCCUGCAGCAGUCGUUUUCACAGAUUUGGAUGACGGAGUGGAGAAGGCCAUUUGCAUGGAUGGGCAACUGAGCAUUCACCCCAGAAAUCAGGCAAUUGCUGCCAUCUCAAAUCGAAGAGGCGAGGGCCAGAACAACAACUUUCAUAUCAAAACAGGUUUUGUCUGUGAGGCCACAUCAUCCCCUGAUCUCACUCUGGUAAUUUUGUCUGCUACACUGAAUCUCACUUCUCAUCAGCAGUAUUUAGCGGGCGAAAAGACAAAAGCAGCUUUACUAGAUAAAUCCAGGUCAAUGCACAAGGAAGUAUCAAUGACUUUUGGCAACUUGGAUAAAUAUGGGUCCCCGGCAUGCUUGCUUGUGAAGAAUCUCAUCUUGUAUUGUGCAGACCCUAGUGAUGUAAGCACCAAUGUCAGGGGUGUCUGGGAGGUACAGAAUGAAGGUUCAAAGCUGAUGUCUUUGUCACGAAGCUUUCCGGACGGACUCCCAAUGUAUACAAGCGAGGAGAGCAAGCUUGGUACUGUGGUGAAGGAGAUUCUACUUGACCAAUGGACCAAUACCGGUGAAGAGGUCACGAUGAAGUGUGGGAAUUCCGACGAUGAUACUUGCAUAGCGUUGUGCGUCACGAAUUGGAGAUUCUGUGUGGCCUACCCUGAGGAUGUACCGGCAAGUAUGCAGCUUUCCAAACAUAAGCUACCAGAAACACUGUCUUUAUCACACAACUUCCCUGGAGGACUACCUGACGGAGUACUGGAUGCUGUGAAGCCUGAUCGUAUACCAGAAAGUGUCCCGUCCAUAGCAGAAGAGAUCCUGCCAACACUAUCUAUGUCACUCAGCUUCCCUCGAGGACUUCCUAGAUUUCUCUUUUGUCCUCAUGGCAAGACAGUGGUAGCAACAAUAUCAUGCGGCCUGGCUGGAUGUUCUGCUUCCCAUGCGGCGGAUAUAGUGGAACAGAUUCUGACCGUACCCGAAGAGGUGUGA
Molecule: messenger RNA, 1056 nt
Organism: Tremella mesenterica DSM 1558
Lineage: Eukaryota; Fungi; Basidiomycota; Tremellomycetes; Tremellales; Tremellaceae
Exons: 2
Coding region: 1-1056 (351 amino acids)
Source: RefSeq, a predicted model, not a curated record